Mya arenaria is the source of this 6291-nucleotide messenger RNA. RefSeq lists its product as uncharacterized. Lineage: Eukaryota; Metazoa; Mollusca; Bivalvia; Myida; Myidae. Bases 1 to 6291 code for a protein of 2096 amino acids. The transcript is spliced from 4 exons. The record is from RefSeq and is a predicted model, not a curated record.
AUGAGUUCUGAAAAAGAUAUUUCAGACAAAUUAAAUUCUGGAGAACUGAAUUCACUAGCUGAAAUACUGAAAGUAUGUCGCGACGGUGGUGUUCAAACGUCAAGUGAUAAAUCAAAUUCUCCUAAAUCCGAAAAACUUAUAGAUGAACACAACAAAGAAAAUGUUGAUAAACGGAAAUUACAUAGAAGUGAUCAAUUUGAUGAAGAAUCUGUUCAAUUUCGAAGGCGAAGAAAGAGAUCGGCAAAACUUAAAAGGAAGUCACUUGCAGACGUCAUCGUGGUUUGUAGAGCGAACGGUAAGCAAAUAUUUAACGACGUAGCAAAUGUCCCAGAGUCUGAUAAAGCCAAAGUUGAAGAACUGAAGAGAGCUGGUUUAGAUUUCACAGAUCCAAAACGACAUUAUGUUGAUGGAAAACAUAGGGUCAGGUCCAAAACAAGCACGAAUUCUUCGAUCAUCAGCACGCCUGUAAACAGUCGAACACCGCAGAUGGGUACAAACUUUAAAGAUGCACAUGAUCUGAACUCAGACAAUAAUGCGAAAUUAGCAGAGACUGGCCAACUGCAGCAAAACCAAAAUUCAAAAGUUUAUGAAAUGCAGACAAGUUCAAAAGGUGUGUCGUCUGAAGAAUGGAUGCAAAUGCGCCUGCGCAGGCGUUCGAGAAGAAACCAAAGCACCAAACUCGCGCUGGAAGAAGUGAUUAACCAAGACCGAAACAAUCUCGCUAACUCCGGGGGAAGUAGCAUGGCAACAAGCUUUGAAAUAGAUGGGUCACCAAAUUUAAGCGAAGAGAUUCAAAACAAUCAGCAAUCAUCGCCGACAAAAGAGGCAAUGGACAACGGAAAUCAAAACAUUAAAGAAACAUCAGGUAAACAACGGCUUUCGAGGCCUUCAAGCGAAAAAGCAAUCAAUGAAAGUAAGGGUAAUUCCAACAGCCCCAAUGCCAAAAUGGAAGCUGAAAGUGUCAAACGGAAUCAUGCGAUGGAGGGAACAACAAUGGAAAGUAAGGGUAAUUCCAACAGCCCCAAUGCCAAAAUGGAAGCUGAAAGUGUCAAACGGAAUCAUGCGAUGGAGGGAACAACAAUGGAAAGUAAGGGUAAUUCCAACAGCCCCAAUGCCAAAAUGGAAGCUGAAAGUGGCAAACGGAAUCAUGCGAUGGAGGGAACAACAAUGGAAAGUAAGGGUAAUUCCAACAGCCCCAAUGCCAAAAUGGAAGCUGAAAGUGUCAAACGGAAUCAUGCGAUGGAGGGAACAACAAUGGAAAGUAAGGGUAAUUCCAACAGCCCCAAUGCCAAAAUGGAAGCUGAAAGUGGCAAACGGAAUCAUGCGAUGGAGGGAACAACAAUGGAAAGUAAAACGGAGAUUAAUGGGAAACGUACUGCAUUGGAAAAUACAACAGAUACAAAUGACGUGACAAAUAAUAAGCUACAAGUUCAAACCCCUAUAAUUGAAGAAAACUCAGAAGAUAGCGCAAAUAAAAUGAAAGCAGAUACAACGCAGAAUGGCGAUACAACAGUUUCGAGCUUGACAUAUAUCGAGCCACCCGAUAAACAUGAGUACCUAGAUGUAGAUGACCUUCUGAAGUCAGAAAAUAUCUGUAUUUUAGAUGAAAAUACCAAUCAAAUACCAAAAAGUAAACAAGAUGCUGAUGAAGGUCAUACUUUGCAUAACGGCACUGUAGCUAAUGAUGUUGAGAAAAAUAAAAACGAAUCACAAAAUGAAAACCUUGUCAUUGAAAAACUUACAUUAACAGAAGGAAAGUCUACACUCGUUCUGUACAAUGUAAGACCUAAAACAGCAAAUGACAUUGAAGAAAAAGAAAAAGAUAAUGAACCUAAGAAAGCACAAGACGAUAAUUCCAACGUGGCACAUGAGGAAAUUAACAACGAAGCGCCUUUGUAUAUUGAAAGUGUUGCAAAUAUAAAGACAUGUGAUACACCAGUGACUAAUAAGAUCAUGAUAGAUGCACGACCCGCAGUUGAUACACUUGAUAUAUCUGUUUCCCCAUGUUUAGAAGAAAAGAGUAAAAAGGAGCAAAUUAGUGAAAACGAAAACGUUGACGAAAAAAACGGUAAGAAAGAGCGCAAGUUUUUGAAUAUAUCGGAUGAAAAGGGUGUGAUAGAGGAAGUACUUGGUAGCAACGCUGAUCGAAAUACCGCCGAUAACUGUGAAAGUACAAUCUCCGGCCAUGGGGAUGAAGCUAAAAGCCCUAAUUCAAACACUGAAGACAACAAAGUAAAUAAGAUAAUACACAGCCCGAAAAUGGCAAACAGCGCAGCUAAAAAUCCUGUAGACGAAAACGAAAGAAUGUCGUCAACUGAUAUUAUUGGCGAAAGUGAAAAUACGAAGACACUUUUAAGUCUGAAUAACUCUCCAUUCCGUCAGUCUCCAGAUCGAAUUACUAAUGACAGCGAGAAAUCUAGCAAUUCCUCAUAUCGUGCAGAUGAUCAGAGUACGACAUCUCGUGAUAGGUCGAUAAAUAGCAAAGGCACAAUGGACAGACGAAAUGAUACAAAAACACCUAAAUCUUUGUUAGUUUCAGUUCAAGAUAAAACGGAUAGCAUCGCUGACGUGAAAAAAUGCACAAACCAAAAACAAUUAUUAGAAACCGGAUUAAACAUGAAUGGUAGUAAGGACUUGAAAGGCACAUCGCCCGAUCGGCACAUUUUGAGGCAACGAAGAGAUACACUUGACAGUAAUAGUUUGAAAUCUGUAAGUAUAUGUGUUGGAGAAGAUAAGAACUCAAAGAAAUCCACGCCCACUAAGCAACACACACUGCACGAAUACAUCAAAAUCAGAAAACAUGGAAAGGAUGGCAGUCGAACAAAUUCCACUUCCUCAUCCCUAAAGUCUGAAUUACAAGGCCUAAGCCCUGAAGCAAGGACGGUGUUUAUGGCAGAGAAACUAAAGCAAAGUCAUAGGGAGGAAGUAAAGAGUCAAGAUACAUUCAUCGAGGAACUGGCGGGAACAAGAACACAAAUAUGGCAAAUUUACUCCGAUAUACUAAAUACAGAUGAUACAAACCAUACUGAUAAUGAUUCAUCACCUCGUCUCGAUCAAGAAAGAAAUAGCCACGAAUCAAAACAAAUUCAAACUCCACCAUACAAUCACCAAAUUUCACUGGAAGAUGUGAAACCAGGAGCUACAAACAAAAGAAUGAAAGAAGAAACUACAAAUGAAACCGUAAGUCCGGAAAAAAUGAAACAGGAAAGAAAGAUUGAUCAGACAGCAAAUGAUGCGACGGAUCGUCACAGAAACAUGCAAACUACAGUAGAAUCUAUUGAAUCUAAAAUAUCCAUGCAAAACAAUAAAAACAAUGAAAAUAACGAAGAAAAUGAAACACGAGAAAAACCGAAUAAUCUCGAUAAAGAAGGCAUCCCUACCUUGGCUAAUAUGAGGCAUAUAUCUAGAAUAAAUGAAACACAGAAAUUAGAAAAUGUUGGGGUUGAAAUUGAAAAAGAUGUAUAUACACUUAAGAAAGAUGGACACGAUCAUGAAAACACAAACGAAACACAAAGACCUUCUUUUACUCAACAACAUUUGGGAGAAGAUGCCGAACCCGAAACACCAAUAGAGAUGACUAACCAAUUUAAAGAAAAUUGUAAGGAGCAUGAACAAUUUAAAGCACAGGAAAUGUCGAGCCCGUCUGGAAAAAAACGAAAAAACGAGAAAAAUAAUAUAGAACAAGCAAAACAAGCAGACGAAAUGAACGCUAAUGCACCAAACGACUGUCCAAUGAUAAGAGCACCACAAGAACAUCAAAAUUUAGCAGUGGAACAUAGAGACAUGAUGGAAUUAACGGAAACGUCAAAUAACAAGUCUAGUCCGACAAAAGAUACAAAUGAGAUGGGACGUUCCAACGAAGUAAAGCGAACAAGUCCAACAAAGAACAUUGAAAGACAUAAUGCUCCUCGUACAUCAACUCCACUUGAUACGGAAACACCGGGAGAUACAGAUAUAGAAAAAUACAAAGACACGCACCAUGCAACACAAAAUGCCCGCAAUGAAAACAAUAGUGUAGAAAUGCUAAAGGAUGGGUCGCGCACAGAUGAACAAUUAGUCAAGAACAGAAAUUUAAUUAUGCAUGCUUAUACAUAUAAAGAAAACAAUUUAAAACCAGUGACAGCAGAAAAAAAGAAAAGCAUAAUUCCCCAAAACGACCAAGCAGAGACGGAGAACAAUCAAAAUGUAGAACAAAAACACAGAACAAAUAUUGAGAAAGACUAUACGUGUCAAAACAAUGAGCUACAUCCGAAGUCGCCCACUACUGAAAAUGGAAAUGAUAAACAGUUACGAACACAAAUAUCAAGUCCCGAACAAGAAGAAACACACUUAAAUACGAGUGAAAACAGUGCUGUUAUUGAUGCUAGGCAAGACAACCAGACGGCUGAACAUAAUGACGAUGUUCUAGAAAAUGAGAACAAUGAACAGACUGAUGAACACAUAAAUGCCGUCAAUACCGCAGGUCGAGAAAUAUGUUCAACGUCAAAUGGUAAUGAUAUGACAGUUAUAAACAAAGAAUCAAACGAACAGGAUUCCAAAACAGAUAGACCAACGAAAAUACAUCAACACCACAAGCAUACUGAUAAUAGUAAUGCACACAAAAAAGAAUCUAAGAAACCGUUAGAAAUCGAUAGAACACAAUUGAUUCGAAAGGAAAAAUCUGAAAAAUGUUCGAAGGUCAAACCUUCGAAAAUGAUUUCAGACAAAACAGUGUUAGACAAAGAACAAAGCAGUAAAAACAAUCAAUCGAAAAGUGAAAAAGAAAAUCGAAGUUGUGAUCGAAAACCUACUGAUAUGAAUCCUUAUAAAUAUAAGGUUAAAGCAAUCAAGAAAGGUGCACAUACUAAACUGGACAAUACAUGGGACCCCUCGCAUCCCUUAUUUACAAAAAUACAAAACAGGUUUAAGAGUGAUUCGAAGAUUCCAGAUUCAACACAAAUCUCUAGAGAACUUAAGCGUAUGAGACAAUCGCGCGACACACCCACGAUUCGUCUAAAUAACGAACUCUAUGCGCAUUUGUCUGAAAGCAAUAUUGAUUUGGAAAAUAUAAUACUGAAUAGAAGGAACAUUCAAAAACAUUCAAUAAAAGAAUCUAAAAACGAAUCGCGAACAAAGAAACUCUAUUUACAAACUGGUAAGACGUUGACAAAAAAGAACCCCUCUGAGUUCAGAGCAGACGAUUCUGACAUGACUCCAAGAAACGCACUACCAACUGUUUCUAACCGAACUAAAUCUAAAGAAUGUGAUAGUGAUUACGAAACAGAUCUUGGUGAAGGAUAUUCUGGAAACUCUGAUCACACAGGGCGGACAGAACGUUUGGAAUUGAGAAGUGAAGUACAGGCGGAACGGCAAGAAAGUAAUCGUAUUGAGAACCGAGAAUCAUAUGACACAGAUUCUAAAACCUCUGAAACUCCUGAGGGAAAAGGGUACAGAUUGCGAACUUACAGGCAGACGAAACAGCCUAUCGGUGAGAAAAUAUUCACAGCCGGUCAACUUUCGCCAAAGAUAUUUAGGAAAAGGAAACAAUCACUUGAGUCCAAUACACCUUAUGACUCUGACAUCUCGGAAUCUGAAAGGAUAAAUCGUGUUUCAAUGGCACAAUCAGAUCUGAGUAACAUAUCGUCUUACAGAGAAAAAAGGCAUUCGAAACAGCGGAAACCAAAAGCUAUGGGCGCGUAUGAAAUCAAUAUCGAUGAAAAACAAAAACGCACCCAAAAGCGUUGUAGUCAUGAACAAAAGAAUGGUCGACAAAAUGGUAAAUCUUUGGAAAGAAGAACGAAAUAUAGCAAUGAAAAUCAUAAUGACUGUCCCAUAAAAACAGAAAAGGAGGACGGUAAAGAUUCCGCAGCUUUGUCAAACUCCGAAACAGUCCCAAUAAGUAAAGGUGGGGGCUAUAUUGCAAAUAAACAAAACGAAUCAAGCAUGAGUAUUGCUGUACAAACUGUUCAGUCAAGGAAAAAGUUCUACGAAGCUGAACCAAAUAAAAAGGAAUUCACAAGAGGGCAUAGAAUCAUGAAACUUUUCCAUGAAAUACAGACGAUAAGACAAUCUAAGGAGAGUUGCGUCAGUGCGUCUAAUGACGUCAUAGAUGAGGGAGCAUCCGGUUUUAUUUUGAUCAACUACGACGAAACACUGACAAAAACAAUGUCGAGGCAUCAGACUAACAAGGCGCUGAACAAAUUCCUUUUUGAUGAGGAAAAUUACACUGGGAACCAGUCGAAAGUUACCAGCUUCAGAAGGAAAAUGAGAGCUCUUAACGCGCUGAGACAAAGGGUACACGCGAAAUUUUAA